Molecule: messenger RNA, 3119 nt
Organism: Lingula anatina
Lineage: Eukaryota; Metazoa; Brachiopoda; Lingulata; Lingulida; Lingulidae
Product: 52 kDa repressor of the inhibitor of the protein kinase
Source: RefSeq, a predicted model, not a curated record
AAUGUCAACUGACUCUGGAACUGUUCGUUCGUGUUAUCAGAUUAAUCUCUCUGGACGCAACGGUGCCUAAGUGAUCAAAUACCGAUAAUUCAAGGGCUUCCUUGAUAACAGACAGUUACUUUUUAAAUGAACAAUUACUAUUACCUGAGUGUCGUCUAUGAUCAGUUUUAAUUGAGUUUGUUACGUAAGUAGAGGAUCAUAUAAAUAUUGGGACAUUUUUCUGGAUGUCCAGUCAGUCAUUGAAUCUCUUUGGGAGAAGUUAAUUUUUGGCUACAAUGUCAAAAGAAUUGAGUCGAAAACGGCCCAAGAGUCUGUUUGAUUUUGGUAUUAAGAAGCAGAAACUCUGUGAAGAUGCAGCAGACAUUGUCAUUCCACCAGAGUGCCAGGUAGAUGUGAGAACUGGUGAUGAAACUCUUACUGCAACAACUACAAGUGAUACAAGAUGGGAUGUAAGUUCCUGCAAACAACAGGAUUUUUCACUCACCAGAGAAGAAAAAUUCAGGUACAUCAAGAAUCUAUGGUAUCCACCAAGUCGCUACGAGUUCCCCAAGAAAGAGGAAUAUGGAAAGAUGAGAGCAUUCAAUGCUGCAUGGUUGCAACAGUUUAACUGGCUUGCAUAUUCUUCAAAAGAGGAUGGUGCAUACUGUUUGCCUUGUGUUUUGUUUGGGGUCCAGGCUGGCAAGAACAGUCACAAGCUGGACAGGCUGAUGACAAGUCCCCUCACCACCUGGACUUCUGCGCUAAGGAAGUUAAAAGAACAUGACAGCACAUCCGAGGUACACAAAUCUGCCAUGGUAACAUAUGUGGAGUUCAAAAACUCCAUGGAAAGCAAGUCUGUGCCGGUUAUUCAGCAGCUGGACCACGCACUGGCUAAGAGAGUGGCAGAAAACAGGGCAAAACUUGCAUCUAUUGUGAAGACGGUUUUGUUGUGUGGAAGACAGAAUUUGGCACUAAGAGGGCAUCGCGAUGACAGUUCUUUUUUUGACGAUAGCAGCAAUACAGGGAACUUUCAGAAGUUAAUUGAGUUUCGAGUUGAUGCUGGUGAUACCAUCCUGGGGACACAUUGCCAGGAUGCACCAAAGAAUGCCACAUACAGAAGUAAGACCAUCCAAAACGAACUCAUAGACUGCUGCAGGGAAAUUGUUAUUACAAAGAUUGCAGAGAAAGUAAAGAAGGCUGAAUUUUUCACAAUCAUGGCAGACGAAGCAACAGAUUGCAGUAACAAAGAGCAGUUACCACUUGUCCUCCGAUACUAUGAUGGGUCCAUUGGAAAGGUACGUGAGGAUUUCAUAGGCUACCAGGAGUGUGGUGAGGGCAUAUCAGGAGCAGCAAUUGCCAAGCUUAUACAGACUACAGUGUCAGAUCUUGGACUCAGCAUGGACAAGUGCAGAGGACAGUGUUAUGAUGGGGCAGGAAACAUGGCAGGCAAGGUCAAUGGUGCUGCAGCAAGAAUCAAAGCGGAAUACCCAAAGGCAGUGUAUGUCCACUGCUUGAGCCAUCAGCUCAACCUGUGUGUGAUGAAGGCAUGUGCAAUCCAGAUGAUAAGAAACUUCCUGGGUGUGACGACAGAAUUGGCCAACUUUUUUAACUAUUCACCCAAAAAACAAGGUAUACUGGAUGCUUCGGUGGAGGAGAUGCUGCCUGAAUCAAAGAUAAGCAAGCUAAAGGCCCAGUGUAGAACUAGGUGGAUUGAAAGGCUGGAUUCUCUGGACAAUCUCCAUGACCUGUAUGGGCCAGUGGUAGAUGCCCUGGAUACCAUUAAAACUGAUCCCCUCAGCAGCUGUGACACCAUCACUAAAGCAACUAGCUUGGUCAAUGCUGUCACACAGAGUGAUUUUAUUUUCUCUUUGGCAGUGUGCAAAGACAUUCUCCAGUAUACAAGAGGGCUAACUACUAAACUGCAGGGAAGAGAAGAAGAGGUACAUCAGGCAUAUGCCAACGCCCAAGUUGUAGUUACAACACUGAAAUCUCUAAGGGAGAAAGUGGAUGAACUUAGUUCAGAGCUAUUAGAGAAAGCUGAAACACUUGCUGCGAGAGUAGACAUAGUGCUAGCCAAGCCAAGGGCCUGUGGAAGGCAGCGGCAUAGGGAUAAUACUCCAGCGACCACGACAGAAGAAUAUUACAGGAGAAACCUUAUUAUUCCAUUCCUGGACAAUCUGAUACUUGAACUCACUACCCGCUUUGAGGACAACCAGGCAGCAUCUGUGGCAUUUGUAAGAUCCAUCCUGCCAGUAGCAGUAGCCCAGCCAAGUUGGGAGGCAGACAUUCUCAAAAUGUCAAAGUGCUACUUUGAUGAUUUGCCUCACCCUGAUUCUCUACCAGCUGAGAUGAAAUUGUGGGCAACAUACUGGACAUCACACCCUUCCUCUGCACCAGACAGUAUUAGUAAAACUCUUCAGUUGGUGGACACUGACAUGUUCCCAAAUUUAACCACUUUGCUGAAGAUUGCAAGUGCUUUGCCAUCAACAACAUGUGAGUGUGAGCGAUCAGUAUCUGCCCUUCGAAGGAUCAAGUCUUAUCUGCGCUCCAGCAUGUCCCAGGAUAGACUCAAUGGACUGGCCCUCCUGCAUGUUCAUUACAACAUGGAGAUUGAUGUCAAUGCUGUUAUUGACUUGUUUGCCAGGAGACAACCAAGACGCAUGAGACUUGUAAAUAUUUUUCAAGACUGACUACCCAAGUGAAUGUUGAAGCUGUGGUUUGUACCCUUUAAUCUGAUUUACAUAUUCUUAUUUGGUUUUACUAGGUAGUCUGUUAUGAAAAAGUUUGUGCACUGAACAAUGGAUUAAUUUAGGAGUUUGCAUUUUUACUUUGAUACAUAUAGCAAGAUGUUGUGACUACUUUAAAAGACUAGACAUGAAUUAUAAUGUAUAUGACCUUUGACUCCAAAGACUGAAGCUGUAGUUUGUACCUUUUAUUUUGAAUAACACAUUUUUAUUUGGUUUUACUUAAUGUGUAGUCAGCCAUUAAGUAUUUUGUGCACUGAGCCAUGGGUUAAUUUAGGAGUUUGUAUUUUUACCUCAAUACAUAGCUAGAUUGUUGUGACUGUACUUUAGAAGACAUGUAGUGAUCAUGAUGUAUAUGACCUUUGACUCCAAAUUAAAAUGCUACUUUCUUUUCAA